Molecule: messenger RNA, 734 nt
Organism: Homalodisca vitripennis (glassy-winged sharpshooter)
Lineage: Eukaryota; Metazoa; Arthropoda; Insecta; Hemiptera; Cicadellidae
Product: probable tRNA pseudouridine synthase 1
Biological process (GO): tRNA modification; mRNA pseudouridine synthesis
Cellular component (GO): mitochondrion
Molecular function (GO): RNA binding; pseudouridine synthase activity
Source: RefSeq, a predicted model, not a curated record
GUCUGUCUAAUCUACAGACGGUAGCCGGCCAUAUAGCCACAGCGAAAACACAAACAUGUAACAUAAACCUCACAGAUUCGGGGAUUUUAGUUUUACACGUUUUAUAUUAAAUAAAAUAAUUUAAUGUAGCUUGAGAUUUAAACAUUUAAUUUAUGUUAUGCUUUGUAUUUUUACAGUAGGGUAACAUGAACGAUAAUAUUCGGGUUUGUAUGGUUUAAUAAAAUAAUGCUAUGGGUACUAGAACAAAAUCUGCAAUUACUAGAUUCCUGGCGAAAGAAACCCAUGAUUUAAUUAAGUAUGGGUACUUUGCUGUUUAUAAAAGGCCCGGUUUAACUUCUGCAGAAGAAUUAGAAGAAUUGAAAGAUGCAGUUUUUAAAGGGAUGGAAGGAGACAGGACUAUGAAUGAUCAAAGAUACUUGCUCAGAGCUGGUCAUGGGGGCAACUUGGACAGCAUGGCAACUGGCGUUUUAGCUGUUGCGCUUUGUGAUGGCUGCAAAGUACUACCGUAUCUGCUAGCAUCUAGUAAACGCAACACGGUCACACCGCUCAGAUGGGAGUAGCCACCGACACCUACAACAACAAAGGCAAAGUUAUCGCUGAAACAAGCUACGCCCAUGUGACUCGAACGAAACUCGAGCAGGCUCUUGCAGAGUUUGUGGGUGAGAUUUGGCAAAAGCCUCCCGCAUAUUCGGCCCUGAAAAUAGCCGGACAACGUGCUUCAGACAUUGUAAGGU